Enterobius vermicularis (human pinworm) is the source of this 675-nucleotide messenger RNA. Lineage: Eukaryota; Metazoa; Nematoda; Chromadorea; Rhabditida; Oxyuridae. The record is from the annotation of a GenBank genome assembly.
AUGGUCUCAAGUUCGCCAAUUAUGUGUAUUGCAGGUUGUGCUAUUUAUAACAGUUCUAUAGCAUCUCCGGUAACUGCCAUCACUCUCUGUGCUUUCAUAUACCCUUGGCUCAGCAGAAAGGGGGCCUUUAUCGGGUUAUCGGCUGGCUUACUUUUUUUAAUCUCGAUGACAGCAAUGCGUUUCAAUAAUGUUUGGAUUUAUGCAGUUGAUUCCAGUAGCAAUGGAACAGGAUUAUCGGAAAAUUAUACAAAUACUGAAGCUUAUUUGACCAUGAACGGCUCGUCAUUGAUUUCUGCAGUCUCUCAAGAUUUGGCUUCUGAAGCUGCAGAAGGCUCAGUUGUUGGCGAUUUUAGCCUAUUGUCUACUGACUCUACUUUUCGUAGUGAUACGAUUUAUGUUGACAGUCUACCAACAUUAUUUCUUCCUAUUGCAGCAUUUAUGGUGACAAUUGGCAGCGCAGUUGGAAUGUCGGUUUGCACAAAAGAUGAAAAAUCUGAUGGUUUUGACGCUAAACUGUUGAUUAAUUCGUUCUUAAUUAAAGCUUUUUCACCACGACGAAUGUCACCGGCUGGAAUCAGAAAAGCAUUUGUUGAAUCGGAAUCAUUCCGGUAUUCACAACAAAGAAUUGAGCCGAUUGCAAUUUGCAGUGAAGUGCGAGGAUCGUCGGCACGAUAG